GUUGACAAUUCAAACUGCAUCAGGCUUUAAAGAACUUAGGGAAAUCGAAUUUGGAAUCAUUCAUAUUGAAAAUCACAUCAGUCAUUGGCUCAAAAUUGGCUCGAGGAAAGGUUGGUCACACAUUGAUGUGAGACAAGCAUUCAAAUAUUUGGGCAACCAGAAUUUGAUGACGCUAGAUCUGUGACUGAUAAUCUUUACUCCAUACAUAACGAGGAUUGAAACUGAAAACAGACACUGUUGAAAAUAAAUGGCAAAUAUCACGGUAGCCAAUUCAUCGCUGGAAGACCUGGACUACAAGCCCUAUCUCACCACACUAUACGUGUCAGCUUUCCUUCUCUCACUCUUCUCCCCUAUCACAGUGGUUAGCAAUACUCUCCUCUUGAUGGCAAUCUACAGAGAUCCUUUUAAAUCCUUUCGGACACCAGUCACUUACUUUAUUAUAAGUUUGGCACUUGUUGACCUCGUGACAGGUCUGAUUGUUGAGCCUCUCUUCGCCGUCUACUACUUCGCUUGCCAUUUCUACCAAACGUUCCGUCCAGGCAAGCAAUUUGAAUACCUGUUCACUACAAGCGCAUUCCUGUCCGUUAUAAUGCUAAGCUCUUCGUUUUUUCUGGUCCUGGCUUUAACUACAACCCAAUACAUUGCCAUCACCUUCCCUCAUAGAUACAAGGUGCUAUUCACCAAGAGGCGGGUUCUUGUUGCAGUGUGUUGUCAUUUUGUCUAUUUCGCCAUCUUCAGCUCCUUGCAGUAUACGAAAAUCCCAACAGAUACCUAUUUGAGGAUAAAUCUUCACCUUCACCCAACUGUUGUUGGCGUCCUACUGACUGUGGCGCACAUUUUCCUGUACAGAUCAUUCCGAAGGUUUUCCCAAAGGUCUAAGGCGUUCCGCGAGCGAAGUUCUUUGAGUCGAUCCAUGCAUCAGUGCUCAGAAGGGGCACAAGGCAGUAAGAACGAAGCAAAACAUCAGAAGCAACUAACGGUUGUGGCGCUCAUGUUAUCUGCCCUGCUACUUUUGUGUUCCUUUCCACACAUCGUCUCAUUUUACAUUUACCUCUAUACCAAGCCUAUGUCGUGGGACUUUCUGCUCAAGAUCAGCAUUGCUCUUCGUGUGAGCGACGUGAUCAUGUUCUUUAAGGUUGCCCUAGAUGCUUAUAUUUACGCAUGGAGACAUCCCAAAUACAGGAAAGCAGUAAAAGAUGCAUUACUGUGUUAUAGAAGCCGAGAAGCUGUCACAAGAGACAGAGAGACAGAGCAUGAGAUGAUCGCUACCGGAUAUUGAAUAUUUGUUGUGAUGGCCAAUUCUCUUGUUUGUCCUGGUUGAGUUGUUAAGGAAAGAUAAGACAGUUUUUUCAAGGAUGGAAAGAAACUGGCUUGCCAGCUGACCCGGUGGGACGUCUAAUGUUACUUCCUAUUUUCCAUAACAACGAUCUGUAUAUUGGAAUUUGUAUCCUUGACUCGGACUGAUGACUUCCGCUCAGGUUGUCGAAACGUCAGUCACCACUACCGACAACAGUCCUUCUCAGGACUACACUCACCCGGACGAUCAAACUACACUAUUACAUGCUACCCCCGGGUUCAAACCAUUUACCGGAAUUUGUUUAGGUAAUCACAUGAUUUCUCGUGCAAUUUUGACAUUGUGUGCUCGGUCAAAACAACCGUGUACCAUCAAAACAAUAAUAUACAAUGAUAUCUUCACCUCUUUAAGGCGCAAAAAAAGUUCAAAGUCCGCCUAAACAGUUCAAGGAAUUGUUGAGUCUGUGUCCGAAUCAGUUUCGAUGAAAUGAAAUCGUCGUUCUCGAUGUUUAACCAUGUUUGUUUUUAAUUUCGGCGUUGGAUCGCUCGAGCAAAGUGUUAAGCUGGAUCGAUGCGCAAUUUUCGAUUUCCUUGGCAAUUCCCUUCCCUAAACACCACUCUCUCCAAACCGACAACCAAAAAGCAGUACCUUUUACAAUGUUUUUGUUGUUUGAGCUUUUUUUCAGCCGCGGUGGCGAAAGAAAACCUACCUAAAACGCCGACCAUUGUUUCGCUCGCAAUUUUUCAAAUUUUCAAAUUUUGUUGCGACGUCUAAGGCUCGCAUUUGAUUGGCUGUCUGUGAGUUUCUUUGAUUAUUGACUAAUCAGAAUGUCUGAUUAAUUACUUUCUUUGCACUAAAUUAACCCUCUUCUGCUCUGAAUUACCUUAAAACUGCAUUUAUGUUAACCAAUCAGAACUGAGUAAUUUUUUCAUGUACAUUAUUAAAAUAUAAAAUGUAAAAAAAUUCAGAUGCUUACCACACUUAUUACGCUACUUUAUCUUGGAAGCAUGUCCUUGGAACUACGAAGAGAAUAGUGGAUGAGAUUCGGCACGUCAUUCAAUACCACAAUUCUUCUACAAUUCCACCAGGGCGGUAAAUUGAUUAUGAAAUAUUUAACAAAGUAAAUAAGAUCACAUAAAACACAUCUUUAAACUGUUUAGAAUUUUUUUUUUAACUUUUCAUUCCUUUAAUUCAAAUUGUAUGAACCUAAAAAUGACCUUAC
Messenger RNA from Pocillopora verrucosa, 2516 nucleotides. RefSeq names its product histamine H2 receptor-like. Gene Ontology annotation, molecular function: G protein-coupled receptor activity. The record is from RefSeq and is a predicted model, not a curated record. Gene Ontology annotation, biological process: G protein-coupled receptor signaling pathway. Gene Ontology annotation, cellular component: plasma membrane. Lineage: Eukaryota; Metazoa; Cnidaria; Anthozoa; Scleractinia; Pocilloporidae.